Fusarium venenatum is the source of this 1521-nucleotide messenger RNA. RefSeq lists its product as uncharacterized. NCBI's taxonomy places the organism in Eukaryota, Fungi, Ascomycota, Sordariomycetes, Hypocreales, Nectriaceae. The record is from RefSeq and is a predicted model, not a curated record. Gene Ontology annotation, molecular function: oxidoreductase activity; hydrolase activity, acting on carbon-nitrogen (but not peptide) bonds; metal ion binding.
AUGAGUAACCAAAUACUCCUCAAGAACGGCACUGUGCUUCAGCAUGACGAGAAAGAUAAUAUUAUUGUUCUGAGAAAUACCGACAUCCUGAUCUCGGAUGGUCGCAUCGCUGAAAUUGGUAAGGGUAUCAACAAACCUGAACAUGCUUCUGUCAUCGAUUGUGAAGGCAAGAUAAUUUCGCCAGGAUUUAUCAAUGCUCAUCACCAUAUGUGGCAAAGCCAACUCAAGGGGUUGCUUGGGGACAGCACUAUGCUAGACUAUAUGCUUGAAGCCAACCUUCAAAGCUUCAAUUUCACUUCACGAGACAUAUUCUGGGGCCAGCUAGCUGGAUGCACUGAAGCUCUCGAUUCUGGGACAACUUGCGUAGUCGAUAAUGCACACAUGGCUUCUCAACCUGAAGAUGGCUCAGCCGCUCUGAGUGCUACGAUUGCAUCGGGUAUACGGUCUAUAUUCUGCUAUGGAGUUAUGCCGCUCCGUGCCACAGAGUGGACAGAGUCCUCUUUCGAACUUGACCGUUCUACCCAGCCCGAUUGGCUACUGCCGCAGAUCGAUGAUCUUGCUGCAAAAUCGCCAUUCGGAGAUGACCAGCGAGUACAACUGGGCUUCUUUUUUGACUCUUAUUUCCUACCCGAAAAUGUCAUCUCCAAGACUCUGUAUCACGUUAAGCAGGCGGGAGUGAAGUUGAUUGCAAGCCACUACCGACAUUGGCCAAUCUCGAAAGGGCAAUCCAAGGUCCCCGAGCAGCUAAACGCCUGCGGCUUGCUCGGACCCGAUAUUCUUCUUACACAUGGUAAUGGAACGACACCUGAACAAGCAUCCCUGCUCACAUCGUCCGGGACAUACACAGUCGCCACUCCAGACGCCGAAAUAUUCAUGGCUUCCGGCGCAGACCCUGUAGCCUUCAGAGAUGACCUUCCUCUGACGUGUCUCGGUGCAGACUGCCACUCUUGCGGUCCCGUCAACAUGAUGCACCAGAUGCAAACGGCUCUAGCAAGCGAUCGUGCAAUGCAGAACACUAAGACCUUCUCUUCAGGACACUAUCCUAGAAAGCCACGAGCUAGCAUACAGAAGGCUUUUAACUUGGCUACGAUCAAGGCAGCUCGUGCGAUAAAUAUGGACAAAGACAUUGGGUCUAUCGCCGUUGGCAAGUUGGCGGAUCUGGUCAUCUUCGACACGACAUCUCCUUCCAUUGGCUGUGCAGCCGAAAACGAUCCUUUGACAGCCAUUGUUCGUCAAGCAGGGGUCAGAGAAGUUGAGACUGUCAUUAUCGGUGGUAAAGUGCGGAAGCAUAAUGGGGUAUUGCAGGAUGUGUACUUGGAUGAGGGUUCUCGUGAAGGUGGCUUCGAAUUGAAGCAAGAGGGAGUUGAUCCAAAAGAUGGAUAUUCAUGGAGACGAGUAGCCGAGGAGUUGUCAUUGAGUAGAAGGGAUAUUAAGGAGAGGAUUGGAAAGACUAAUAGGGACUUGGCCAAGUCUAAAUUACUUGGAAUGCUGGGAGGUUUAGACGAUGUCCUGGUAGGUUGA